AAGUAAAAACAAUUAUUUUUACAUCUUUUUUAAAUCAAAGACUUCUAAGGAAUUAGAAUUAAAGAAUUUUCGAAUAAAUGGCAAGAAUUACAAGAAUAGCGUUAGACUUCGCAUUGAUAACUGCUAAAGCCGUCAAGCCUGCCAUUGGUACAGCGUGGCAAUAUGCAAAAAUAGAAAUGGCACCGCCGUUAACUGUUGCAUAUUUUGCCGGACGAGGUGGUCGUAAAAUAGAAGAGCUUGCAUCCAAAACAGCAAAUAACUUAAUCGCUAGCUUAGAAACUAUGAUACGUGAUAUGGAAGCAGAAAAAUUAAGGCAAAUAAAACUUAAGGAGGAAGCUGUGAAAGCGGCACAAGAGAAAUUAAAAGAAGAAGCCAGGAUUGCAAAAGAAAAGGCUGAAAAAGCUCUGUCAAAAUCAAAGGUAAUUAAAAAAAGAGCGAUAAAAGUUGAUACCAAGCCAAAGGUUAAAAAAGAAAGAAGAGGAAAAUCAAAAGGUGAAAAGGGGCCCAAACGAAGAGGCAAAAUGUGA
Molecule: messenger RNA, 527 nt
Organism: Papilio machaon (common yellow swallowtail)
Lineage: Eukaryota; Metazoa; Arthropoda; Insecta; Lepidoptera; Papilionidae
Exons: 2
Coding region: 78-527 (149 amino acids)
Source: RefSeq, a predicted model, not a curated record